AAAAAAAUCUAAGAGAUGCUGACUAUAUUUGACAAGUUAUCAGCAAUGCUCAGCCACCCAUAUUGUGCUAAUUGCCUCCUUGCCUGAUCUAAACAAAAAGUGCGAAGGCCACAAAGCAAGCAAACCCCUCAAAUGCAAUGAGUGCUUCUUGCAAAGUGCCUUCCUCUAUCCUCUCUCAUCUUCACAACCCCAGGCCCCAGAUUCAUCUGAGUACAAAAUCAGCAGCAAGCAAAAUCAUCGGCAGGAGCAGGAGGAGCUUGCUGCUGCUCUCAUUACCUCUGUCCACCGUCAUCAUCUCUCCGGCUGUUUUCGCUGAUGCUGACGGGUCUGUCUUCGAUCCUGUCACCACCCCAGAGAAGAGGGCCAGUGAUGAGAUCUCCCGUCGAGUGUCUGAGGCUGUGAGGUUGCUGGAUGUGGCCAGAGAGUUGCAGGCCAGAGGAGAGUUUGCUCAGGCAUUGGACUACUUCACUCAGGUGGUUAAAGACUACAAAGACUUUGCAUUCUCGGACUACGCAAGAGUAGGCAGAGCGCUGGUAUUGUACGAAAUUGGCAAUCGAGAUGAAUCCAUCGCGGAGAUGGAAGAUGUAUCGAUAUCUCUAAAAGGAUACCCAGAGGUUCAUGCAGCUCUUGCUGCAGCAUUGUAUGUAGACAAGCACGCUCCGCUGCUGGCCGAGAAUCAGUUCACAAUUGCGACUCUUUUGGAUCCUCAUUAUACUGAUCUUUCUUAUGUGAAGGAAACCAAACAUUGGCCUCCGAGUUUAGUUAGUUCAUUGCAACAUUUCAUCACGCUGUCAUAAGGGCUUUUAUGUAUAGUUUUGGCCAUGGAAUUGUAUUAUAGUACAUGAUAUAUACGUAGAUUUUUCUAUUUCUAAAGGAAAAUUUAACAUUUUCAAUAUAUCUUUUUGAUGUUCACCUUGUUGUUUAUGGUGGAUUUCAGAUUGAACAGCACAGUGGAUAACUUCUACACUCCAUAUUGCGAUUUUUUGAUGCA
Messenger RNA from Asparagus officinalis (garden asparagus), 991 nucleotides. RefSeq lists its product as uncharacterized. The transcript is spliced from 3 exons. Gene Ontology annotation, molecular function: protein binding. The record is from RefSeq and is a predicted model, not a curated record. Bases 138 to 797 code for a protein of 219 amino acids. Lineage: Eukaryota; Viridiplantae; Streptophyta; Magnoliopsida; Asparagales; Asparagaceae.